Molecule: messenger RNA, 1661 nt
Organism: Bombus terrestris (buff-tailed bumblebee)
Lineage: Eukaryota; Metazoa; Arthropoda; Insecta; Hymenoptera; Apidae
Exons: 5
Coding region: 299-1120 (273 amino acids)
Source: RefSeq, a predicted model, not a curated record
UUUAAAGAUUAAUAUAGUCUGUUGAAAAAUUGCGACUGAAUUGUAAACGAAAUUAUUUUUCAUUUAACAAUAUGUAGAAUGUAAUUUAACUGUAGAUCUAUGAAAUUUACCUAGUAAAAGAUUCAAAAUCUAUUCCCUGAAAUUUGUCAUAUCAGUUAGCAAGUUAGGUAAACGCAUUCUACUACUACGAAGUUUGUGUUCCACUCGAUAAUUAUUCAAGAAAUAAAAAUAUUUUUAAAGAUCUGCUUAUUUUUGAAUGCCUAUCAAUGUUAAUCCAGGGAGAUAAUCAUAAGUAAUAAUGGACGUGGACGAAUCUCUGGAUCCGAAAGAAUUGAAAGUUACCCUCGAAACAUAUAAAAAAUUGGCAAAUGAUUUUGCAAAUCAUGAUACAAUUUUGAAGGAUAAAACAGUUUUGUCGUAUGUAGCGUAUGUCUUAGAAGUACCCGAUUUUGAGAUUGUUAAUUUGAGUUUAGAUAUUUUGGAGUUAUUUGUUAAAAACGUGGAUAAUUAUGUACACAUAACCUCUACUUUUGGAGUUCGUGAAGCCUUGGAUGCAAUUAUAAAUAAGUACAAUAUAGAUAAACCAAAGAUAUCUAAACGAGCACAAUGUAUAAAAGAUGACAUAGAAAGAAUGAAACCACCAAUAUAUAAUUUACGUAGCAGAUGUAAAAGAGUUAUAGAGCCUAAAAAGUUAAAGACUCAUGUGAUUGUAUUACAUGUUCAAGGCUUAUUACCGGAAACUCGUGCAGAGUUGGAGGCAAUAUUAAUAAGAAUCAAUGGACUAGUUUCUCUGGUAGUUGAUGUAGAACAUCAGCGUGUUACAAUGCGUACUUUAAGUUAUGUUACUGCCAAACAAAUUGCAGAAGCUAUCCAAAAAAAUUCUGAGAAUAUGGAAGCAAGAUUGGUGACACGAAAUAAAUUCAAUCAAGAGUAUCUCGUUAAAUUGAUUCAUACUGGAAAUAAUGGUGAUACUGAAGACAUGCCAGACUACUUACCUGAAGAAGAUGAACAAGAAGAUGAGAAAGAAGGAGUUGUAUCAUUAUUGACUGGAUUAAGACAAAGCGCUUCAUCAUUGUAUAAAUCCACUGCAGAAUUUCUGCACAAUUCAUUUUAUUGGUAAAUUUGUAUGCUCUAGUAUAUUAAAUAUUAUUUUUUAUUCUAUUAUCAAUGAACAACUUUAUAAAAGUAGAAAAUGUUUGAAACUAUAAUUCUUCAUAAACAUGUUUUAAUUUUUAUUUAUUUGACAUGUAAUCUCAAGUUAUCCAUUUUCCAUGACAGUUAAUAUAAUACUCAAAUAUUCACUAUAUUUAUUAAAAUAGACUGAAUAUCUACCAGAAAGUGUAAAUAAAUUUAGUUUUUAUUAUAUGUAAUAAAAAUUUGAUGUCCAUGUUUAAUGUUUGUCCUCGAGUAAACUGUACAUAUGUAAUGUAUUAAAUCUUGUAAUUAAGUAGAGCUAUAAAAUAUAGAAAUUGCAAUAUGAUGAUCUAAGUGAUUAGAACUUUUACAUGUUCAAUAAUAUAAUAGAAUAAAAACAUAAUCAUUAAUUUGAUAAAUGUGAACAAGACUCAGAUCGCUAUUUUAUGCUGAAUGGAUAUUGAAACAGUGUUAUACAGAAAGAAAUUUAUUUCAAAUUAUGUUAAAUAUAUAUAAUAAUUAAAAUA